Pieris macdunnoughi is the source of this 1023-nucleotide messenger RNA. The record is from the annotation of a GenBank genome assembly. NCBI's taxonomy places the organism in Eukaryota, Metazoa, Arthropoda, Insecta, Lepidoptera, Pieridae.
AUGAAUGUGUUUUAUUGGAUCGGUGCGCUUGGAGGCUUGGAGAUGGUGGACGGAGAAUUGGCAGCUCAUGUGCUGAGCGCACAGGCUGCUGCCCAUGCUGCGGCUACGGCUGCUGCUCAUCAGCAGCAACAACAGAUCGCUGUUCAACAAAUUAAAAACUCGCCGUCGUCGGGCCGGUCAACCCCUGUUGCUACAAACACUGGUACCACAUCACCGUCGCCGAGUAAACUGUUUGUUGGAGGUCUCAGCUGGCAGACCAGCUCUGAGAAGCUCAGGGAAUACUUUGCUAUGUUUGGAGCUGUCACAGAUGUUCUCAUCAUGAAAGAUCCUGUCACUCAGCGUUCGCGCGGCUUCGGUUUCAUCACAUUUCAGGAGGCCUCAUCCGUAGACAAAGUCCUCGCCGUGCCGGUGCACACCCUGGACGGGAAACGCAUCGACCCAAAACACGCCACGCCCAAAUCUGCCCCGAAACCGACUAAAACAAAAAAGAUAUUCGUGGGCGGCGUCGGGCAAGACACUUCCGCGGAGGAGGUCCGCGCUUAUUUCUCGCAAUUCGGGCUCGUUGAAGACGCGGUCAUGCUCAUGGACCAGCAGACGAAGCGCCAUCGCGGCUUCGGGUUCGUCACUUUCCAUUCCGAGGAGGCGGUCGAACGCGUCUGCGACAUUCACUUCCACACGAUUAAGAACAAGAAGGUGGAGUGUAAGCGCGCGCAGCCGAAGGAAGCAGUGGCCGCCACGCCCCUGGCUCUAGGCAAAAGAUUGGUCCUUCGGCCCGGGCGCGGUCUGGUGUACGCGGGCGGCGUGGGCGCAGUGCCCACGGUAGGCGCCCACGCCUACCGCUACGCUCCGUACGCUCUGCCUUCCGGCGCCACCGCGGCCACGGCGCUCGUGGCUCCGCCGGCGCCGGCCCCGGCCCCCGCCAUGCCGCAGUUCGGCGCCUCGUACUCCCUGGCCGGCGUUGACAUGUCGUCCUUCCAGGGCAUCGACUGGAGCGCGAUGUACGGAGUGCCCAUGUACAUCUAA